Molecule: messenger RNA, 351 nt
Organism: Capronia epimyces CBS 606.96
Lineage: Eukaryota; Fungi; Ascomycota; Eurotiomycetes; Chaetothyriales; Herpotrichiellaceae
Exons: 1
Coding region: 1-351 (116 amino acids)
Biological process (GO): mRNA splicing, via spliceosome
Cellular component (GO): catalytic step 2 spliceosome; precatalytic spliceosome; U2 snRNP
Molecular function (GO): RNA binding
Source: RefSeq, a predicted model, not a curated record
AUGUCUCGCAACAGCAGACUCGCGCCGGAGGCGAACCGGAUCCUCUUCAUCAAGAAUUUGGCCUACAACAUCGACUCACCGGCGCUCUUCGACCUCUUCGGCAAGUUCGGGCCGGUUCGACAAAUCCGCGUGGGCACAUCGAACGCCACAAAGGGCACGGCCUAUGUUGUCUAUGAAGACGUGUUGGAUGCCAAAAGCGCAUGCGACAAGCUGAACGGCUUCAACUUCAUGAACCGCUAUCUCGUCGUGCUGUACCACCAACCAGAGAAGAUGAAGACGGAAGUCAAGGAAGACCUUGUUACCCGACAGGAAUACCUGGACAAAAUCAAGAAAGAGCAUGGAAUUGACUGA